Messenger RNA from Raphanus sativus (radish), 693 nucleotides. RefSeq lists its product as uncharacterized. The transcript has a single exon. The record is from RefSeq and is a predicted model, not a curated record. Lineage: Eukaryota; Viridiplantae; Streptophyta; Magnoliopsida; Brassicales; Brassicaceae. Bases 1 to 693 code for a protein of 230 amino acids. Gene Ontology annotation, molecular function: RNA-DNA hybrid ribonuclease activity; nucleic acid binding.
AUGGAGAUCAAUCUUGAUAAUGUGACAUCGUUUGCAGAAGGAUGGAAUCGGAUUAAGAAAGCUACAUGCCUACCACCUACAGGAGUUACUUCAGAGAAUCUUGCAGCGUGGAUGGUGUGGAGUAUUUGGCUAGAGAGAAACCACGCCAUUUUCAGAGAGGAACGUACCUGUGCUCAAGAUGUUAUGUCAAGUGCUAUUAGACUGGCGAGAGAAUGGACCCUGGCCCAGAUACCGGAGUCUGUUGCAAUACCAAGAAGCAGCACCGGAUGGGAAAGGUCAAGAUGUGAGAUAGUCUGCAGAUCAGAUGCAACUUGGAGUAAGGAAAGACACCACGCAGGAGUGGCGUGGGAGUUUGUUAGGAAGGGGGAUGAACUUCUAUGUUCAGGUUCCCAAACUUUUGCAAAUGUUAAAUCACCCCUUGUGGCGGAGGGGUUGGCGUUACUUGCAGCAAUGGAGGCAGCGAUCUCCUUGGAUUUCAACCAAAUCUCUUUCGAGUCUGAUUCAAGUCGACUGAUGACGGCGAUCAGGGAUGGCACACCGGUUUCAGAUUUGUACGGAAUCCUCAGCGACAUCAGCUCCUUGUCUUUAGCUUUUGUUUCUGUUUCUUUCUUUUGGGUCAGUAGAUCUUAUGUUUCCCGCAUGGAUGGCGUAGCCAAACAAAUGUUAAGAUGCUAUGUAUUGAACCCAGUUUAA